GGCGCAAGCGGGGCCGGAGCCGGGAAGUUGGGCGAAGGGCGCUGCUCCCGCCGAGGAGGAGGCGGCGGCUGGGCGCGAGCCGCGCCACUCAGGUGUCCGCUCCGCCUUCCGGUCUGGAUUUGCUCCUCUGUGUCCAGCAGGAAGGGGACUGCGUGCCCCUCGCCCGACUGCAGCCCGAGCGCGGGGCGGACUUUUCCUGGCGGCUGGGGUCCGUCUGUCCCCGCGGCGGGCGGACGAAGGACGGACGCCAGAGAAAGAGGGCGGCGGCCUGGGCCGAGGCUGGUCCCCAACUCCGGCGGCGGCGGCGCGGCCUUGGGGACUGGCAUGAGCUCCUGGGGGCCGAGCGGGGGCCGCCAGGGCUGACCCGGCGCGGCGAUCGGCCCGGCCCAGCCAUCUUGACUGCGCACCGCGGCCCUAGAGGAAACUUGCUGCGCCGCCGCCCUCUGUGCCCGGCGGAGUCACUGCCGCCCGGCGCGGCGCGGCGCGGCGCGGAGAAGCGGUCGGGCGCGCGGAGAGGAGGCGAGCGAGCGCGGGACGAUGAGCCGAGGGCCGGCCGCUCUGCGCCGCGAAGACUGAGCGCGCCUCAGGGCGAGCAGAGUGGACCCUCUGGGACCGUGGCGCACGCCUGCGGCCACCUUCAAACCCCCGGAGCGGCAGAAAGGAGUGCGGAAGGGCCCUGACCAGGCUGCGGACCGCGCCGCUGCGUUCGCGCCCCGAGAAGGGGCCAGAUUAUCGGCAGAUCACCCUCCUCCCGGGCGAAGCAGAAGGGAGACUCCAGAUCACCAGCUUUGCCGGUCUCCAGCUGUCUCGCGGGGCCCCUGGCACCAGUCUCCGCGCCGCCUGGAGGGCGAGGGCACCGGGCCGAGGCGCGCAGCAUGGAGUGGGGUUACCUGUUGGAAGUGGCCUCCCUGCUGGCAGCCUUGGCGCUGCUGCAGCGCUCUAGCGGCGCUGCGGCCGCCUCGGCCAAGGAGCUGACGUGCCAGGAGAUCACCGUGCCGCUGUGCAAGGGCAUCGGCUACAACUACACCUACAUGCCCAACCAGUUCAACCACGACACGCAGGACGAGGCGGGCCUGGAGGUGCACCAGUUCUGGCCGCUGGUGGAGAUCCAGUGCUCGCCCGACCUCAAGUUCUUCCUGUGCAGCAUGUACACGCCCAUCUGCCUGGAGGACUACAAGAAGCCGCUGCCGCCCUGCCGCUCGGUGUGCGAGCGCGCCAAGGCCGGCUGCGCGCCGCUCAUGCGCCAGUACGGCUUCGCCUGGCCCGACCGCAUGCGCUGCGAGCGGCUGCCCGAGCAGGGCAACCCCGACACGCUGUGCAUGGACUACAACCGCACCGACCUCACCACGGCCGCGCCCAGCCCGCCGCGCCGCGAGCUGGGCGCCGUGGAGCAGCACGUGCGCUACGAGACCACGGGCCCCGCGCUGUGCACCGUGGUCUUCCUGUUGGUUUACUUCUUCGGCAUGGCCAGCUCCAUCUGGUGGGUGAUCCUGUCGCUCACGUGGUUCCUGGCGGCCGGCAUGAAGUGGGGCAACGAAGCCAUCGCCGGCUACUCGCAGUACUUCCACCUGGCCGCGUGGCUCGUGCCCAGCGUCAAGUCCAUCGCGGUGCUGGCGCUCAGCUCGGUGGACGGCGACCCGGUGGCGGGCAUCUGCUACGUGGGCAACCAGAGCCUGGACAACCUGCGCGGCUUCGUGCUGGCGCCGCUGGUCAUCUACCUCUUCAUCGGCACCAUGUUCCUGCUGGCCGGCUUCGUGUCGCUCUUCCGCAUCCGCUCUGUCAUCAAGCAGCAGGACGGCCCCACCAAGACGCACAAGCUGGAGAAGCUGAUGAUCCGCCUGGGCCUGUUCACCGUGCUCUACACCGUGCCCGCCGCGGUGGUGGUCGCCUGCCUCUUCUACGAGCAGCACAACCGCCCACGCUGGGAGGCGACGCACAACUGCCCAUGCCUGCGGGACCUGCAGCCCGACCAGGCGCGCAGGCCCGACUACGCCGUCUUCAUGCUCAAGUACUUCAUGUGCCUGGUGGUGGGCAUCACCUCGGGCGUGUGGGUCUGGUCCGGCAAGACGCUGGAGUCCUGGCGCUCGCUGUGCACCCGCUGCUGCUGGGCCAGCAAGGGUGCCGCGGGGGGCGGGGGCGCGGGCGCCACGGCCGCGGGGGGCGGGGGCGGGCCGGGGGGCGGCAGCGGCGGGGGUCCCGGCGGCGGCGGGGGCUCCCUCUACAGCGACGUCAGCACCGGCCUGACGUGGCGGUCUGGCACGGCCAGCUCCGUGUCUUAUCCAAAGCAGAUGCCAUUGUCCCAGGUCUGAGCGGAGGGGAGGGGGCGCCCAGGAGGGUUGGGGAGGGGGGCGAGGAGACCAGUGCAGCUAAGGGACACUUGACGGGCUGAGGUUCCCACCCCUUCACAGUGUUGAUUGCUAUUAGCAUGAUAAUGAACUCUUAAUGGUAUCCAUUAGCUGGGACUUAAAAGACUCACUUAGAACAAAGUACCUGGCAUUGAAGCCUCCCAGACCCAGCCCCUUUUCCUCCAUUGAUGUGCGGGGAGCUCCUCCCGCCACGCGUUAAUUUCUGUUGGCUGAGGAGCGUGGACUCUGCAGCAUUUCCAGAACCCGAGGCUUGGAGCCCUCCCUGGCUGCACUUGGCUGGGUUUGCAGUCAGAUAUACAGAUUUCACCUGGGAGAGCCUCUUUUUCUCCCUCGACUCUCCUACGUAAACUCCUAACUUACCCUGGAGGAGGGGUGACCGCGACCUGACGGGAUUGCACGGUUUGGGUAUUCUUAAUGACCAGGCAGAUGCCUUAAGUAAACAAACAAGAAAUGUCUUAAUUAUACGCCCCAAGUAAAUACGGGUUUCUUACAUUAGACGAUGUAUUUAUAUAAUUAUUUGUUAAAUUGUACAAAAUGUGUAAAAUAUGUAUAUAUCCAAAGAUAUACAGUGUGUACAUUUUUUUGUAAAAAGUUUAGAGGCUUACCCCUGUAAGAACAGAUAUAAGUAUUCUAUUUUGUCAAUAAAAUGACUUUUGAUAAAUGAUUUAACCACUGCCCUCUCCCCCGCCUCUUCUGAGCUGUCACCUUUAAAGUGCUUGCUAAGGACGCAUGGGGAAAAUGGACAUUUUUUGGCUCGUCAUUCUGUACAUGACCUCAGGCAUGGAGAAAAUUACUUGUUAAACUCUAGUUCUUAAGUUGUUAGCCAAGUAAAUAUCAUUGUUGAACUGAAAUCAAAAUCGAGUUUUUGCACCUUCCCCAAAGACGGUGUUUUUCAUGGGAGCGCUGUUCUGAUCCGUGGAUAACAACUCUCACCUUAGUGGAUGUAAAUGGAACUUCUCCAAGGCAGUCCCUCCCCUUAGGCCUUGUUAUUUAUCCUGUAUGGUAUCACUAAAGGUUUCAAAACCCUGCAUUCAUUUCUGGAGUCCGUGAUUUUGAAGGCACCUGGUGUUCCAGGAUCGGAACGCAUGGCUGAGGUGUAGAGGUUAAUGUUUUAAACCAUAGCUCACCCUUUACAGUAGAAGUCACUUGACAAUCUGGUAGGGGAGCAGGCGCUCUUUAAUGGAUUAAACUAACGGGUUAACAUCUUAAUAACCUUCAAUGCUUGUGUAUACCAAAUGUGCUGCUUUUCCUAGAGAAAAAAGCUAUUGUUCCUCUGUCAAGACUAAGCUAAUUUAUUUGAGCAGAAGGCUGUUGAAUUAACAGAAGAAUGCUCCAGCAAUUGUUGAACUUUUUACCUGUCUGCCCAGUGGCUCAGCACAUCAUUCCUUUAAGAGGAGCUAAAUGAAUAGGGUUAAUCUGUAGGGAACUUGGUCUUUUGAGUUUGAAAAACUUUGAUCUUUUCUCCUCUGCAAAUGUGCUGUAUAGUCUGAAGUUUCUUUCCCUGCUGCCCAUCUCCUCUUAGUGCAGACCAAUUGGCCACCGCGGAGCCUUAAAGUUCUUCCAUUAAAGGGAUGUGGGACUUUUACUUUAAAAAGGAGAGAGAGCGCGGGAGAGGAAGACUUGUAACAGUUAGUGAAGACCGGAGGCACAAGUGCUCAGCCUUUUAAACAGCUUUUCCCGGCAUUGUUAGCCAGCCUGCAGGCAGCUAGGCAUGGGUUGAAGCUUUAUAGAAAAGGGCUCUGAAUGCCCCACAGGUGGUCUGUGCACAUAAUCCCCCAAUUUAAAGCGUUUUCCUUUGCUGGACAAUUGCAUUACAAAACUCCCUUCUUUUUCGCUCCUAAUUGAACCAAUGAACUAUUAUAAACUACAAGUUUUUCUUUAAAAAAAAAAAAUCGUCAGUGCCUAAAUUCUAUUGACUAAAUUCUAGCAAGUUUUCCAAACUGAACCUUUUAAGGCACCGGAAGUAAAAGCUGCUUCACCAGACGUUUCUGUUUUGCGGAUAUUUUUAUUCCUUAUGCUUGUUAUUUUCUGACAGAUUAGCAAUAAUUUAAAAGUAAUUGGUAAGGUUGUGUGUUAGUACUGAAAAGAUAGCCCCAGGUCCCUUAUUAAGCUGUCAAUCAAGAUAAGAAAUGGGCAGCUACCCUGCUAAUGAUGGGGCAUCAAUCAUUAUGGGAUGGGAGGGGUUUUGUUCUGCCCAUCCUGCUAAAAUGUUUAUUCUCCUUACUUUACCUCGGAGGAAUCUCUAGUGGUUAAAAACAUUUUUGAUAGGCUAGACACUACUUCCUUGACCCAUCUUAGUCAUGUAAGAGGCUUUGCGGAAGAGUUCCAUGGGGGUAACUGUGCAGAUACUUUUCAGAGUCAGUCUUGCUGUUAGAUUAGACAUGCAAUUAGAACCCUGCUUUAGCUGCGGUGCCCAUCUUAUGUUUUAAAGCCAGAUCCAUUGUAAAAAUGUUCAUCUCUCCAAUAGUUUGGCUUAUUAAAGAAUUACUGUUUGUAACUUAGGUACCUAACAGUGGCCUACAUCUAACCUACUUGGUAACUCAUGUACUGCAGUGUACAUAUGCCAACUAUAAACUUUAUAUAUUCAGUUAUAAGGUAGAAUUUUGAGGGCAGGUCCCAAAGCCAUUACCACAUAUGUAGGAUGGGGAGAAAGCCACAAGUCACCAGUUAGCAUGUCGGCUUUCUCAGGUAGCAGUAUUCUCAUGACUGACACAUUUUCAACUGUAUGACACAGUGGGAAAAUGUCCAACUUUGAAGCUUUUUACCUUAUUCUUUACUAUAUCAUUAUAAAAUGCUAUAUUUGAUAACUCAA
Molecule: messenger RNA, 5178 nt
Organism: Sapajus apella (tufted capuchin)
Lineage: Eukaryota; Metazoa; Chordata; Mammalia; Primates; Cebidae
Gene: FZD8
Product: frizzled class receptor 8
Exons: 2
Coding region: 876-2309 (477 amino acids)
Biological process (GO): non-canonical Wnt signaling pathway; canonical Wnt signaling pathway
Cellular component (GO): plasma membrane
Molecular function (GO): Wnt-protein binding; Wnt receptor activity
Source: RefSeq, a predicted model, not a curated record